Amborella trichopoda is the source of this 3846-nucleotide messenger RNA. RefSeq names its product Phosphatidic acid phosphatase (PAP2) family protein (gene SPP1). Gene Ontology annotation, cellular component: endoplasmic reticulum membrane. The record is from RefSeq and is a predicted model, not a curated record. Gene Ontology annotation, molecular function: sphingosine-1-phosphate phosphatase activity. NCBI's taxonomy places the organism in Eukaryota, Viridiplantae, Streptophyta, Magnoliopsida, Amborellales, Amborellaceae.
AACAACUUGAAGAAAGGAAAGCAGAGCUGGCGAUGGGUGAGAGUUGACGGCUGCCCCGGCUUCCCUGAAUCUGCUUGGGUAGCACCGUCCACAAACGCAGAAAACCUCUUCUUUCUCUCUCUUCCCGUUCUCUCUCUCAAUCAGAUUCUAGAGAGAGAAAAGGUUGUGCCUCUCUCUCCUCGCUCUUGUUCUUCCAUUGUUGUUGCAGAGACUUAGAGAGAGAGAGAGAGAUGGAAAGCGUGCCCUUGUGGCAGAUAGGGAGCUUGGUCGGAAUUCUUUGUUGGAUAUGGGUUUCAAGGCUCACCAAUCUCACCAUCCUCCUGCGAUCUCUUACCCAACCUGGGGUUACUCGUCAUGUCAACGCUGAAACCCCCUUCAUACUCAAAAUUCAGGGCUUCCAAUGUCCCACUCUCGAUGUAUUCUUCUCGGCGUUGUCAUGCAUUGUUUCUGUACCCUUUUACACAGCUUUCCUCCCAUUUCUCUUCUGGAGUGGGCAUAGCAAAUUGGCGAGGCAGAUGACACUUUUGAUGGCAUUCUGUGAUUAUGUUGGAAAUGCUCUUAAGGAUUUGAUUUCGGCUCCAAGACCCAGCUCUCCGCCCGUUAGGCGAGUGACUGCCACUAAAGAUGAGAAAGGGAAUGCCCAGGAAUAUGGACUGCCUUCUUCCCAUGCUCUUAACACAGUUUGCCUUUUUGGGCUUCUGUUUAGUUACACUCUAUCAUCUCAUGCAGGCAAUCCUGGUCUGAAGCUUUUGGCUCUCAUCAUGGUUUGUGUUCUAGAUGGUCUCAUUGGAUUGGGAAGGAUUUACCUUGGUAUGCACAGCCCUAUCGACGUAUUGGGGGGAGUUGUUCUUGGGUCUGCCAUUCUUGCGGCAUGGUUGUCGGUUCAUGAACUCAUUGACACCUUCAUUGUGUCCGGACAAAAUGUUACAUCUUUCUGGGCAAGCCUUGCUUUUCUGCUGCUUUUUGCUUACCCUACACCAGAACUUCCUACACCAAGCUUUGAGUACCACACAGCUUUCAAUGGAGUUGCCUUAGGAGUGGUGGGUGGAAUCCAGCAGACCUAUCUUCAGUUCCACCAUGAGGAUGUGCCAAGAAUACUCAGUGAGCAGCUUUCCAUUAUGGUUUUUAUUGGAAGAAUAAUGGUAGGCAUUCCUAUUAUUCUCAUUGUAAAGUUCUGCAGCAAGGCUUUGGCUAAGUGGCUUCUACCCAUCAUUUGCAAUGCAUUGGGUAUCCCAAUUAGAUCUUCCUGCUAUAUUCCAGCUCUCAAGAAACCUGUUCAAUAUAAGACCAAGUGUGAAAACAAGAUGUUCCGGUAUUUGCAAAAUACUUUCUUCUUCUCUCCUGAGGACUCAUAUGAUGUUGAUACUGGGAUUAGGUUCCUUCAGUAUGCUGGUCUUGCUUGGUCAGUGGUGGAUCUAGUCCCAUCAAUUUUCUCUCACCUGAGAUUGUAACAUGCUAUUCUCUUUGUUCUGUAUUUUACAUUUUGUUGAUCGUUAAUAUAUUUUACUCUUUCAUCUAGAUUAUCACAUAUCCCUUUCUAGAUGGAAUGAGAAGUUCCUUUGCCAUCAAAGUUGUUCAUUAUACUGGUUCGCAUUAGGGUAUUGUUUUGUUCACGGAGGCUUUGCUGUGCAACGCUGAUCUUUCAUGUGCUCAAUCUCUAAUAGCUACUUGCUCUUCAAAAUUCUCAUCCAGAUGCCAUGAUCUCUGUGAGUUCCUAUGUGUUAGACAUGUUGCAAUAUGCAUACUAUCUCCGUGCACUUGGUUCUUUAAACAGUAGUUUGUGAAUAGCCAGCUUGCAGCAUUUCCUGUCUAGCGGAAUGAUGCUCCUUUGAAUCAACCUUUUUAAUUUUGAACUAAACAUUGACCCAAAAGUAGAAUAGAGUAAAAAGGAUUUGUAUUUGAUUUCGAAAGAGCCAAAUGUAAUUUAUUAUCAGCUUCUAUGGAUAUUUUAAAACUUUUAAAACUGUUAUGCCCCACUCUAUUGGGAAAGGGUUGCUGUGCUGUAAUAGCCAUUAAAAUGGACAUAAUGGUGUUUAUUUUCGAAUAUCUUCAGUCACUUGGCGAUGUUUCCUCGAGGGCCAACAGCAAUUCCUGUUAUAACAAAUGUAAUAAUGGAUAUUUCAAAUAAAUUUUAAAACCUCAAUUUUUGUUAUCAUUAGGCUGUGGUAAUGAAUGUGCAUGCAAGCUGACCCGAUGACUUUCAGUUGGAUAAGAAAUGCCAACACGAUUGAACCAAUUGCUUUUGUUUGCUGUUAGGCCAUGCCUGGUGACUCUUGUUCAUUUGUAAUCAUGGUGUAGGUACCAAACCAUGCAUCUUGUGGGGUCUGAACAUAAAAAUAGUACUAUUUGUUUAUUCCACUUUUUCUUUGGUAUUUUUCUCUAGUACCAUGAAUUCUGAGUACGGCAAACUAGUCCUGCAUAGAUAAAGGUGAUGAAAUGAAAUCUAACAGAUGCCCUCCUGAUAUUAUCAGUUAAAAAGAGAGAGAAGAGCAAGGGCCUUUCUACACUCAAUGAUUCUAUAUUAGCAUGCAGCCAUGUGCCUCGGAGUACACAAGUCUCUCUUGUUAGAAUCGUGGAGGAUAAUAUUCAUGUCAUUAUAAUAGAUGCAACGGUGUUGUAAUUGAGCCACAUUGCAGAGUAAAGACCCAACACCAGGUACUUAUUUCUCAGCUCAUACAGGCAUCAUCAUUACGAAUCGGGCUUGGGCUUGGAUUUGGCAGCUGACAUUUAGCAGCACUUCAUCUCGAGUUCGAUUCCUACUAUUGAACUACUCAAAAAAUAAAAUAUAAAAAAGUACAGGCAUCAUUGAGGAUGAAGAGCAAUGUGUUACUCAGAGUGUAGCAAACGAACAGGAUGAGACGCAUCCAGUGAAAACUCAGUCCACAGGCUACAGUAAAAACUCAUUCCAUAUGGUCAUAUAGCCCCAUUGAUUACAUUGAGCAUACAGUAAAAACGCAGUUAUAUAGGUAGCACAUAAAUAACUCAGCAUACUUCAACAUGGUAUCAAAAUAAAAGGAGUUGAAGACAGAAAAUGACAAGAAAAUAGGGAACAGAUGCCCUUUGCAGUAGCACAGGCUGAAUACGGAGCAAAGAAAGCCCAAAAUGCCCCAGCAAGUCAUAAUCUAAAUGACAUUUGAAUCAGUAACGGAUCUUGUACCUCUUAUGUUAGCUUAUAGAGUUGGGCAUCAUGAUAUAAUCUCUUAUAGUCAUCCACAUAUUUGGACUAUAAACCGUUGAUUUUAUAGUGUCAGGCCUAUCAUACGUAUCAUUUGAGAGCAAUGUAACAGGUGGGGUUCGUGUACAAAUCCCCACUAGCUUAAUGGAUGGAAAGAGGAUUACAACUCUCUCAUAUGUGCCUGCAUUAUAAUUUGUGCUUUAUUGGCACUAGGAGCUUGUCUUCUCUGUAGUUUUUCUUUGACAUAAAUUCAGAAUCACAAGGUGAACUGGUGAAAGGUCAAAUGCAAUAACCAGUCCAGAGUGAGUGGCAUGGUUCUGUUGAAAGUUACUGAUUUACUACCAACAUGAGAGCACCUUCCCCAGAUGCCCGAAAGAAGUGAAACUGAUGCACACCACUGAAAUUUGGAGAGAUGGUGAUCUUUCAUGCUUCAAUGCAAGGGACGUGAGGAAUACCAUCUUGUAUUGCAAUAGAUGCUCCAUUUGUAUGUGCUUUUGUGAAGGCCCAAAUUAUUAUUGAUAAUGUGGUCAUCGUUUUUUUAUUUUUUGUUUUUUUAUUUGUUGUCCAAGAUUUCCCAGUUAUAUGUGUUACAAGUCACAAUCUGUCAAAUACAGCAGCUGUGCUCAAAAUUUGCGAAAGAAAUAUUCAGAAAUGCUAUUAGCCCAGAGUAA